Monoraphidium neglectum is the source of this 1227-nucleotide messenger RNA. RefSeq lists its product as hypothetical. The transcript has 4 exons. Lineage: Eukaryota; Viridiplantae; Chlorophyta; Chlorophyceae; Sphaeropleales; Selenastraceae. The record is from RefSeq and is a predicted model, not a curated record. Bases 1 to 1227 code for a protein of 408 amino acids.
AUGUCAUCUCAGCCCGAGGGCGCCGACAAGCAGCCCCAGCCGCCAGUAAGCCCUGCGGCGGAGCAAGGGCCGCAGCCCCCGUCGGCCCCGCGGAAACCGGCGGAGUCCGACGCGGAGGAUUAUGCUCCAGACGCAGCGGCGGCAGCGGGGCCCGCACCCCCGGAGGAGCUGCCGCUGCUGGGGCGCGUGCUGUCGGCGGCCGUGUUCCUGCUGCCGUUGACGGAGUGCGCCUACAGGGUGGUGCUGCUCGCGCUGCAGCACGCGCGGGACAACGCGUGGGAGCUGACCUGGUGGGCGAGCGUGCAGCGCAACACGCUCGCCAACACGCUGGCGGAGGGCGGCGCCAGAGCUGCGCGCAGCCAAGGCGAUCUGCAAGCGGCACAGGCAGUGGCGACGCUCAGCCAGCGGCUGCUGGAGCGGCUGGAGGAGCCUCUGCAAGACUUGCUGCUGCUGGGAAGCCGCCCGCUGCUCGACCCCUCGAGCCUGCCACUGCCCCUUGUGCUGCGCGACGCAGCUUCUGGGCUGCUCACGCCGGUUGCGGUGUGCACGCUGCUGCUGCUGGCGGUCGCGGUCGCGGCAGCGGGCAGCGCGAUGCGGCAGCAGCUGGUUUCCGAGGGAUCUGGGCAGCCGCAGCAGCUGGUUGGGCACUGGAGUGAGCAGCAGCAGCAGCAGCAACAGCAGCAACAGCAGCAGCAGCAGCAGCAGCAGCAGCAGCAAAACAAGCAGCAGGCGGCCAUGCGUGUCAGAGCGAUCGUGGGCGCGGCGGCCAGCGCAGCGCUCUUGCUGCGGGUCGCGCUGGCGCCGCUCGCGUCAUUGCUGCAGGCCCACGCACGCGCCCAGGCGCCCGGCAGCGCCGCGGCCGCCGCCGCCCUCGCUGCCGCCGCGUACGCCCGCGUCUCUGCGUUGCUCACCUGGGGCGUCGCCGCUAUCUCCCUGGGCGCGGUCGCGCGCAUGCUCAUUACGGCCUCCCCGCGCGCGGCGGCCGCGGAGGCGGCCGGCGCGGCGGUGAUCGCCGCCACGCUGCACCGGGCGCUGCUGCUCGCGGAUUCGGUUCUGCUCGUGGUGUUCGAGGCGCCGGCGGCGCAGAAGCUGCGCGCGGCCGCGUGCUUCGCUGCGUACGGGCUCGCCACAGAGGUGGGCACGCCGCAGGGUGCAGCGGCGGCGGCUGCGGUGCGGUGGGGGGACCCUCUGCCCAUGACGCACGCUGAGUGGACGAUGGGCCGCUGA